UCCACAGAGAGGAGAGAAGGAAGGCGAAUGUUGUCUGCUGUGUGCUUUUUUCCCCCCUCUUGAGCGUAACCUUCUUUUUUUUUAAUCAUGUCGGACGCUGACGGGACGCGGUCUGAACUUCCAUCGAGUUCAUAGUACUGUAGCCACACUACAGGUUCCUCUUCUUCACUGAAAACUUGCAUUGAUGUCUGAGUUUUUUCGAAAAAGAUACAGGAAUCUGCAGAUAUACAGCUAUGGAAGAAGAUCUCACAAUACCUCAUGAUUCUGCCAAAAACUGCAACAUAUCAGUUAUAGAGGAUGAAAAAGAAAAGGUAAAGGACUUUGUGUAUAAGCAUUUCCGAGAGGUGACCGAUGGGCCAACACAUUUCAAUAAUUCAGAAGAAUCUCCUAUUAAGGAACAUGGGAUUUCCGCCAAGAAGGAUAAACAAACUCUCAGUAAAGCUCAUUGUAAAAUUCAGCAGGGGGCUGUUUUCUCUGGAAAAAUACUGAGUUUUGGAUGCUCAGUUUGUAGAGAUGAUUCGACAUACAGUCCCAAUGAUCUCCUUAAACAUUUUCGAGCGGCCCACAAAGGAAUCCUUCCUACAUACCCUUGUGAUCUGUGCGGUUUUGUAACGAAUGAAUUCCCUGCUCUGCAACGCCAUCGGAUUGAGCACCGGAAUACUCUUGUUACAUGUGAGCUCUGUGACGAUGAUGUUCAGUACUCCCUGCUUUUGCUGACCAGACACUACAUCAUGUGUCACAGUCUAAAUGGACAGUUUCACUGUGACUGGUGCCAGUUUACAACUGUGGAUGCAGGGACAUUCGUCCAACACAUCCAUCAUCAUAAUGAAAGUCCUUGGAAGUGUUCAAAAUGCAGACAUAUUAGCAUGAGCGAAGAGGAUCACCAAAGGCAUAUGAAAGCUCACUCGGGUACAUUCCCCUUCUCCUGUCAGAUCUGUGGAUAUGGUGCAGCAAGAAGUGACUACCUUAAAAAACACAUGGCAGCUGUUCACAAGGAGGAAUCUGAGAGAAGAAAUGUGUGGAAAGCUAUGGAAGACAGUAGCACUCCCACAAAUUCAUCUGGAAGUGUAAAAUAUUUGCUAAAAAAGAGUGGUGAAUCACAGGAACUUCAAAGGAUAUCAAAACUGAACUGUGUCUCUGGGAGUUUACCGAACCAAAAUGGCAGGCUAAUCAAACCAGAGUUAUCUUUGGAGGAGACCCACCACACUGAUGGGACUGUAGCAAAAAAGGACAACAAAAAUGGGAGCAAAGGUUCUCAUAACACAGAGCAGUCAAUGCCAGUCGUGUUACAGGAAUGUGACAGCUCUGCAAGCUCUGACACUGCAAAUCACACCAAUCCUAAUGGGCUGACUGUUCUAAUGGUCAAAAACAAAAUAUCUCUUCCUCCCAACUGUACAACCAAAGUGAUGGGGUUUAAAAUGGUUGAUGGGAAAAAACAUUUAGUUCUCAAAGUAAUACCAGCAGCAAAGCAAGACCUUUCCACUGAGAACAAUUCCUCAGUUGAAGAUGUGGGCUCCUCAGCACCAGAUUCUGUGUUUGAUAAAAGUAACGUUUCUUAUGAGAAUGGGGAAGGCUCUGCUAGUAGGAGCUCAACAUCACAGUGCUUUGCUGUUUCACCAAGAAGUGGAUCUUGCAUACAAACAGAUCAAGAUGAUAUCAUGGCAGUAAAAGUAAAGAUUGAGGAGGAAGAAACCUCUGUUUGCAACUUUGACUCCACCCCACACAGAGAUGAUUUUGGGGAAGAGGCUAAUCCUUCACUAAGCAGAUCUUCAACUUGUGCAGAUACGUUAUAUCCAAUGACAAAUGAGUUUGAUCAUGUGGGAGACCAAAGUCACCCAAGCCAAAUGGCCUGCUCAGAAAGAAGUCAGUUUGAUACUAACUUCAUCUCUGUAACAAUUAACACUGAUGGAACUGGCCAUAGUGGUUACAAAAUUAGUAAUACUUCGACAGUAUGUGAUGGGAAGGUCAGUACGUUAUCCUUACCUUCCAAAGUUGCUCAGGAAACACUUCUUUCCAAACCAGUCAGCAAAAAAACUGUUGAGAACUGUGGGGCUGCAGAUGAGAUACCUGUGAAUGACACAGGGACAGAAAAAGUCAUUGACAAACAUGAAGGGAACUUGUAUUUUAACACUACAGAAAAUAAUGACUUAUCUCCUCAAAGCACUCCAGAAAAGCCUGAUAGGGUCAGAACUCAGAUUAAAUUGAAAAAUGGCCAGCAAAAUGGUCAAAACCUAUUGCCAAAUCUGGUUCCUCCAUCAGAAUCAUCCUCACCCACUUCAGGUACCCACAGAGAAAGUGCUAUGGGCUCAGAAAAUUGCACCCAAAAUUCACCAAGCCAAGAAGUAUUUGCAUUUCACAAUUAUUCCAAGGAAACAUUUAGCACUUCUCCAAACACUACCCAGAACUUUGACAAUAUGUCCGAACUUUCUGUAGACAAAGAUAGUAUUUGUGAAUCAUCGCAGUUUAGCUUGACAUUGGCAGAGUCUCCAGAACCAUUCACAGAAAGUGACAAUGGAGAUGACUCAUUUCAAGAAAAUCAUCGGGAGGCCAUGAAAAAAUUAUCAGAUAGUGACAUCACAGUUGAUGAGUUCACAGCUAGUGCUGAUGAUCCUCAGACUGAGGAUGAAAACCCUGAAUCAGUGCUCCAAGACUUUAAUAUUAUCAAAGUUGAGGAGGAGAGCAUUCCUAUAUCCAAAAAACAGUCUGAGACAAAGUGUAGUUCAACUUCAUUGGGCAGCUUUGUGGAAGAACAUUCAGAUGCAAUCAUUACCCAACAACUUAACAAAGAAAGAAUAGAGUCUACAUGUGUAAGCAGUGAUUCUUCGAAGCCAACAAAAACAACUCUACGAAUUCUUCAACUGCCAGAGGGUAAGCAGCCAGUACUCCUGAGGGCUUCUGAGAAUCGAUUUGCCAUGCCAAUGCAGGUCAAGGCCACCCCAGGUUUCAAACUGUUAACAAAUUCUGCAAACCCUCAGAUCAAUGUAUCUUACAUGAAGCCAGGGACAGAAAAAUCAGCUAACCCUACUGGUGUAACUCUUACUCCAAACAGUAAGAGGACCGGUGUAUCAGCACCAAAGACAGGAGCUACUGAAAAAGGGACAACACUUCUCUCUGCGGUUCAACCAGGUGUUGGCACCACCUCAAAUCACUACCUUAUUAACAGCUCAAGUUUGAAGGGUCCUGUAUUCCUUUCAAGCACACCGCAUAAUAAUCCUACAGACAGAACAGCAAAGACACAGCCAACUUGCUACUUGGUACAGAGGUCUCUUCCAUUUGUUCAGGACCCAAGUACUCCUGGCCUUAGACUGGCAAGUACACAACUCCCACUAAAUUCACGGCCAAUGCUAGCCAUGCCCAUGACCCCUACAGACAAACCCAGCACUCUGCAGACUGGCCGUCAAGCAUUCUUGCUCCGGUACAUUUCUCCACCCAAAUCAGGCUUACUUCUCAACAACCAAGAAUCCAAGACUGGAACUCAGUGUAGCCCAACUAGUGAAAGCACUGGAAACAAAGUUAUAUUUAAACUUGUCACUUCUACCGGUAGCCUUCUUACAAGUGGUACGUCCACCUCAAGCAGUCAGCCUUUGUUUUUGGCCACCAGACCUCAGACCCAGUGUUUCCUGGUGUCAUCAAACAAAACGAAUGCAAAUGCCUCCAAUAGACUAAAGAAACUGAUCACCAUACAAAAUACUGGACCGAAGGAUGUUAAGGAAUCACCCUGUCAGAUGGCUGUAAAGGUACAACCGUGUGAAGCAGAGAAACCUAUUCUAGCCCCAAGGCCAAUUCGGCCUCCAAGCCAAAGGAAAAGGCGCAGGAAAGCAUUAUUUGAUGAGCUUCCCUCAGCAGUGCAUAAAGCUAGAAGACUCUCAAAUAAAGCACUAACUGAGAAAGAGACUACUGUGUUAUGGAAGCCUGUAGCCAAAGAAGUUGAAAGGACUCUGAGACUUGCCCCAUUCAGUUCUCUACAGCAGAUUAAAUGUCCUCGCAGAUACCAACCUGUAGUGGUGCUCAAUCAUCCAGAUGCUGACAUUCCUGAAGUGGCCAAUAUCAUGAAGGUUGUAAAGAGGUAUCGGGGUGCUGUUACUAAGGUCUCUUUGUCUCAGAAAACAAUCCAAGCACUCUCAGAGCUUUGUGCUCUAGGGAAGAAGUCCCCGACCAAAGGUGCGUUGUCGCAAAGCGGUGAUCCAAGACCUCGGCCAGUUCAGAGUUCUGUCCGAGAGCGAUUCCUCCUGAAACUGAAGUUAAGGAAAAAAAGCAAAAAAAAGUACGAGGUUGUGGAAACUUUAUCAGGUUGUAGACAAGAGCCUGUGGUGUUUGACUGCUGGUUUUGUGGUCGACUCUUUAACAGCCAAGAAGAUUGGAUCGGCCAUGGCCAGCGACAUCUUAUGGAGGCGACUAGAGACUGGAAUAAAUUGUUCUGAAAGUUUUCCAUCAACUCUAAACGGGUUGAUAUUCUGUCCUUUUUGAGGUGGAACAAAUGGUUGAAGCUGUAUAUUUUUUAAUGACCUUCCACUAAACGUUUGUUCAAUUUCUGGUCCUGUAAAUACAUAUUCUUAAGUGAAUCAUAGUUUAUCUUUUCAUAGGUGCAUAUUCUGGUAAAUUAUGUACUGCAAGCAUGAUUUAUAUCAUGCAUGCACAGGUCAAAUUGAACUGUGAAAAUGGUACACUGUAAUUAGGAGUUGUGGUAAGAGCACUGGCUUAAAGAAAAGGGGAUAGAAUCAGCAAAGGUUGUAUGCAGAGUUGGAUAAAUUACUCAGGUGAUUUCAUAUUAAUCUGGUUUGUCUUUUUUCUCAUAAAUUAAACAACAAAAGUAUAGGCCUAGCUUAAGGGACUUUUGUAUCUUUUCUUAUCCUGCACACAAGGACAGGUAACUAUUUGUAUAGCUUAACCCUAAAGCUGGUAGAUAAAUUCAGUUGUUUUGCGCUUGGUCCAAAUUAUUCCUUUUUUUUAUGAUGUUCUAAUUGAAGAGAGUAACAUUUUACACAAUUCUAUUGUCAGGAUUAGUUUACAGUUUCCUUGUCAGGAUGUUGUCAACUUGUAGCAUGCUUUUGUCCUAACUAGAGCAGAGAUUUUUCACUGUAUUCUCUUUAAUUUGCAAAUAGACAGUUGGUUUUAUAAAAUGCCUUUUCAGGAAAGAAAAAUCCAAUGUCUUUUAAACAGGGAUGCUUCAUGGCACACUGUCAGUACUUGAGAAAUUCAGAUCAGCCCAUUCUACACCCUAUGCAGUUUCCAUGCAAAAAUGUUAUUGUUGUCAGCAGCUCAGGCUGUUUGCUUGUGCUCAUGUUGUUAAUUAUGUGAAUUCACAUUUUAUCUCUGAAUCCAAUGAUGCAUCUUAAAGGGCCCAUGACUUUGCUUUCAGACUGAGUUUAUUUUGUGGGUUUUAAUGGUUG
Messenger RNA from Scomber japonicus (chub mackerel), 5390 nucleotides. Its product is annotated as zinc finger protein 518A. Bases 234 to 4421 code for a protein of 1395 amino acids. Gene Ontology annotation, biological process: regulation of transcription by RNA polymerase II. The record is from RefSeq and is a predicted model, not a curated record. The transcript has 3 exons. Lineage: Eukaryota; Metazoa; Chordata; Actinopteri; Scombriformes; Scombridae. Gene Ontology annotation, cellular component: nucleus. Gene Ontology annotation, molecular function: RNA polymerase II transcription regulatory region sequence-specific DNA binding; DNA-binding transcription factor activity, RNA polymerase II-specific.